AUGAGCCACCGAUCAAACGCGUUGCCUUCGUCGAAGAAAACUCAUUCUGAGAAACAUAAGCAGAUUUUGAAGCAGUUGUUAAAGGAGACUCCAAAUCGCUCGUGUGCGGAUUGCAAAACUGCCAAGAACCCACGUUGGGCGUCGUGGUCGUUGGGCUGCUUCAUAUGUAUCAGAUGCCUGGGGAUUCAUAGAUCUAUGGGUACUCACAUCCUGAAGGUUAAAUCUGUAGAUCUAGAUGCCUGGACCGAUGACCAGAUUGAAAAUAUGGUCUUGUGGGGGAACGACAAGUGCAAUACUUUCUGGGAAGCAAAGUUGCCGGACUCGUACAUUCCUGAUCUGCUGAAGAUCGAGAGCUUCAUAAGAACGAAGUAUGACAUCAAGAAGUGGGCUGCAUCAUCCCACAUACCCGAUCCGUUGUCAAUAAAGGUAUCUAGUGGUACAACUAGUACAACUGCAGUACAGCCACAGGCUUCUAAAAUGUCACAACAGUCGAGCCAGACAUCGAGCAUCUCCGACUCAUUUGACUUGUUGUCGCUGUCGAACCACUCCGGCUUGCUUGAAGAGGAUUUUGGAGCCUUUACCAGUUCUCCUUCUCCAAAGCCUCAACUUCCAGAAAAAGCUAACAACAAUGGUAAUAACAGUAAUAAUAGUAACAACUCACUAAAAUUCCCAAUAGCCACGGUUCAAUCAGCACAGUCCACUGGUGGAAGCAUAAACGGACGUCCGGAUCUUAAGAAGUCCAUCUUGUCGUUGUACUCUUCUCCUUCUGCUUCCACCAGUUUCAUUCCGCAGCAACCUCGACUUCAAACCCCUGGCCAGAUACCAUCUUCAAUCAACGGCUUGGGAAACUCGCUCCUGGGUUUGAACUUGGGCUCGCGCAGCACGCCGGCAUCGCCUCCUCUCAGCUUAAAGUCGGCAAACGUUGCUUCUGGCAAUUCUGGCAACAUCGCUGGCGCUGGCUCUGGUGUUUCUGCAUCCACCAACGAUUGGAAGAACGAAUGGAGCGACUCGAACUCGUCUGUGUCCAACAAAUGGAACCAACCUGCAACCACGGGAUCGUCGUCUUCGGCCAACGACUUGGAUAAUGAGUUGUUCAAGAAUGUUUGGAGCUAGACUUCCACCAGCAUUAGCAUAUUCAGUUCUUCAUAGUCUAUAUCUAAAUAGCAGGCAUACAGUAAAUGCUUAUAAUAAUAAGCAAAUCUACAAGACAAUAAACUGGAGAAGUAAUUAAUG
Messenger RNA from Scheffersomyces stipitis CBS 6054, 1233 nucleotides. It is a transcript of the gene AGE2, whose product is annotated as Age2p. Lineage: Eukaryota; Fungi; Ascomycota; Pichiomycetes; Serinales; Debaryomycetaceae. Gene Ontology annotation, cellular component: Golgi apparatus. The record is from RefSeq and is a predicted model, not a curated record. Gene Ontology annotation, molecular function: GTPase activator activity; metal ion binding; sequence-specific DNA binding. The transcript is spliced from 3 exons. The coding region runs from base 1 to 1113 and encodes 370 amino acids. Gene Ontology annotation, biological process: intra-Golgi vesicle-mediated transport; endocytosis; regulation of DNA-templated transcription.